Messenger RNA from Onthophagus taurus, 1862 nucleotides. RefSeq names its product protein regulator of cytokinesis 1-like. Gene Ontology annotation, cellular component: spindle; mitotic spindle midzone; cytoplasm. Gene Ontology annotation, molecular function: microtubule binding. Gene Ontology annotation, biological process: mitotic spindle midzone assembly; microtubule cytoskeleton organization. The record is from RefSeq and is a predicted model, not a curated record. NCBI's taxonomy places the organism in Eukaryota, Metazoa, Arthropoda, Insecta, Coleoptera, Scarabaeidae.
UGUAUUAACACCUGUUUGAAUUUGUAACGUAUUUUUAAGAUCGUGUUUUUUGUUGUAAGAUUAUAACAUCACCAUGUCUUCAUCAUCUCAGGCACCUUCUCUAUUCUCGGCGGAUUUUAUUCAAAACUUAAACAACAUCACAAAUAAAAAAGUUUCCAAGUUAAACAAGGUUAUAAACGAGAUGGGGAUGGAUGUGGAAACUCAAGAAAAAUGGGUCUGCAAGAUUAAGGAAGAGUUGAACCAAUUGUAUGAUAUGAUAAUGGAAAAUGCUGUAGCUCAUAAAGAGAAGAUCUUGAUUGAUAUUGAGGAAUUAUUAAAGGAAUCAGAAAGGUUGUGCAAAUUGUUGCAAACGAAAAUGCCUCAACAUGGUUCCCAGGAUUUAUCAUUUUUUGAGGAACGUAGGCUACUCAAGAAGCAUGUUGAACAACUUCAAGGUGCUGUAAGAGCAAGGGAAAAACAAUUAGAAAUCCUAAAAAUUAGGCAGCUAGAAUUGUGCAAAAACUUGGGUAGAGAGCCAAAAUCAAUAAAAAAAGUACCUUUACCCAACAACUCAGAACUUGAAGACUUCGAGAAUCAUAUAAAAGCAUUAGAAUUAGAAGUAUUUAAGCGCGAAGAACAUUACAUGCAUAUAAAGUUCAAGAUUAUGGAGUUGGCUGCAGACCUUGAAAUUAAACCAUCUUUGGAUCUUGAAAAUGUUUUAUUCUCCGACAAUUCCAUUUUUCAAGUAACAGACAAAAAUAUGAAAUGGCUUGAUGAUUAUUAUGGAUCAUUGCAAGUACAAUACAACAACAUGAAGAAGGAAAUUAAAAUUUUAAGGGAAGUUGUAGGCAGAUUAUGGAUCAUGUUGUCAGAAGAUGUUGAAAAAACCACUCAAUUUAUGCAAAGGCAUCUUAGGUGCACAUUCACUACCUUCACCGCGUGGAAAAACGAGCUAAUUCGCUGCAAUACGCUCAAAAAGGAAAACAUGCAAAAAAUUGUUGAAAAUUUACGAAAUGAAUUGAGCACCCUCUGGGAGAAAUGUCAUAAGACGAACUCCGAACGCGAAGAAUUCACUUAUUAUCGCACUAAAACAUACACCGAAGAAUUAAUUUCAUACCACACCAUCGAAAUUGAUAAAUUAAAAAAUUAUUACCAAAAUAACCACGAAACAUUUACUUUAUUAGAAAAAUGGCAAGAAUCUUGGAAUAAUCUCACUCAAUUAGAAGAAAAGGCCUCAGCCCCCAACCGCUUCAAAAAUAGAGGUGGUACUUUGUUGCAAGAAGAGAAAGAACGAAACGCGCUACAAAAGCGAAUACCCAAGUACGAAGAAAGAUUACUGGAAUUAUCUAAUAAUUACAAAGAAAGAAUGGGAAAAGAUUUUUUAUCAUGGGGCGAGCGAAUCGACAACUUAAUCAAAAAAGCUCACGAAAAUUAUAAAGUCGAAAAAGAAACCAAACUUAGCGCAAGAAAACAACAACGUGCGACCCCUACAACACCCACCAUCACGAGAAGUAAGGACACGAUUUCUACCCCUAAAUCGUCGUCGAAAAGACCACCAAAAACAACACUUUUCACCAGUAACAAAAAAUGUAAAGUAUCUCCUUGCAAGCAGCUUCCUGCUAUUCAACUAAAUGAUCAAACCAUUAACUUAGAUCAUCACUUGAACGAAAAAAACGUCUUCGUAAAAUUAGAUCGAUUGCUGUUAGCGCAGCCAAAAGGGAGAAAAGGAAAUUGGAUUUGAAUGAUGUGGAUUAUAAAUUUGCAGAAAAAUUGUAAAGAAACCAUCGUGAUGUAUCAUCCGACAGCGCUUGAUCCUUCUCAUCUUGCAAUAUUUUUUGUUUUUGUGUUCGAGUUUUUAAAAAUUAUUUGAUUUAAUAUUUCAU